Messenger RNA from Larimichthys crocea (large yellow croaker), 2866 nucleotides. RefSeq names its product putative helicase mov-10-B.1. The transcript has 22 exons. Gene Ontology annotation, molecular function: 5'-3' RNA helicase activity; RNA binding. The record is from RefSeq and is a predicted model, not a curated record. Bases 173 to 2764 code for a protein of 863 amino acids. Lineage: Eukaryota; Metazoa; Chordata; Actinopteri; Sciaenidae.
UUUUGUAGCUAGGAUACACCACAGUCAUCCUGGAAAUAUGUUUGUCUUCAAAACAAAACUCUCAUUUAAAUUCACUUUGCCAGCCUAGUCUCCCACUCUGCCACCUGUCAGCUAAAGGCACAAUCAGGACCUAAUAAGUUUACUCCACCAGCAGUGACUGCAGCCAGAGAUAAUGCCUGCAGUACGGCCUGUCCGGACCAGAGGACCAGGAAAAUCUGGUCACCUGAAUGGGCCACGAAAUACAGUCAAUGAUGAAGAACAGAUGGCUCAGCAGAACCUCCAACAGAUUGGAGCCCAUUUUAAAAUGGCAACGUUAUUCCAGCAAUACAGGACUCAGCUAAUCCCCAAUAUGUAUGAUAUCACAAUCACCUCAGACCCUGUGUCAACAGACGAGAAGAUCUGCCUCACUGUGUCCGAAAACAAGACAGUUGUGCCAUUCACUGUGAAGAACUCUGGUGUCACAACGGUUUAUUUAACUUUUUGGACUUCUGACCUCAUAAAGAACAUUUUCACUGUGAAAGACUAUCACGAAAACAUUGUCAAGACUGUCAAGCGACAUGUUCUUGCACCAGGAGACACAUAUAAAAUUAAGGUCCAUUUCUACUCUGACCACGCUGGCGUCUAUGAAAAGUUAUUGAUGUUUAAGUUUGAAACAUGCCAGCAGUCCUCAAAUAAGUUUCAGAUAAUGCGCCUCUUGGAAGUCACACAUCGGACAUUGGUUAGUGAAGAGCCCUGCCCCAAAGACACAGACUCAUCGUGUGACCUGAAGAUCCCCAGUGGAUGUCCUCUGGUACUCCUUAAGUUUGUGGUGCCUUUGAAUGAUUAUCCGCUGCCCAGACAUAUGAAAAACAAGUACAAGUCAUUGGAGAAACCUCUGGACUUGAAAAACUAUUCCAAGAAGUUCGGCUUGCUGCUUCAUCUCGAGGAGCACCAGCUGAAGAAAGAGUUCAAGAAAUUCAACCGGGAUAAUGUGCCCUUGUGCAGACACGAAAAAAACCCAAACAUUUUCAUUAUGCAGAUUUCAGAUGGCUGUACAGAAUCACCCAUAAGGCUGUCCAACAACGACGCACAUGUCUUUUUUUUAAACCAGUUAGGAGGUAGUAAAAAUACACUAUACAAAGGCUACGUCCUGCAUGCGGAUCCGAAGCAGGUCUACAUGCAUUUCGAUGAAUGUUUCACCUAUCGUUUUAAGGACGAUAUGAGGUUCAGGGUUAACUUUGUCGUCAACCGUACAACCCUGCGUAUGCAGCAUAGAGCAGCAGGGCAGUUUUCUAAGGAGAAACUGAAGGAUGUGCUCUUCCCUACUGAAAAACCUUCCUCUCACCAUUCACCUGUACACAGGCUGUCAAAGCUCAAGGUCAACACAGAGCAGCGCAUUGCCAUUCAACACAUUGUAGAUGCUUCUGCAAAACCUGCCCCUUAUGUAGUAUUCGGUCCACCUGGUACAGGAAAAACAAUGACUUUGGUGAAUGCCAUCAAGCAGAUAGUGGAAACUCAGGCAUCGUGCAAAAUCCUGGUUUGCGCUCCUACCAACAGUGCAACUGAUCAUCUCUUUGAGAAGCUUCUCGAAAAAUUCAAGAACAAAUUUGAAGAAUACCAGGCGUAUCGCUUGUACGCCCUGAGCGCGUCUCUGACAAAUAUUCCCCAAAAGAUAGAGUGGAACUGCAACCUGAACCAUGAAAAACUAACAUUUUUAAUUCCCCCUAAACGGGAGCUGAUGAAAUAUAAGAUCAUGGUCACCACUCUGUUUACUGCGGGCAGGCUGGUGUCAGGAGGGAUUCCACCAGGUCAUUACACUUAUAUCUUUGUGGAUGAGGCAGGCCAGGCUACAGAACCACAGUGUAUCAUCCCCAUAGCAGGCUUAAUGGACCCACAGAUGUGCCAGGUAGUGCUAGCUGGAGACCCUAAACAAUUAGGCCCCGUCAUUGCAUCCAAAGAAGCAGAGCAAAAUGGCUUGGGUGUGUCGCUGUUGGAGCGUCUGAUGAGCAACAACAGCCUUUACAAGUCACAUGAGACACACGGCUUCAACAAUCACUAUGUCACCAAGUUACUCAGGAACUACAGGUCCCACCCUGCGAUUCUGAAAAUUCCCAAUGAGCUCUUUUAUGAAGGAGAACUUCAGAAUUAUGUUCAAAAAGAGAAGUCCGAUUUAUUCUGCAAAUGGGAAUGCCUGCCCAAGGAAGAUUUCCCUUUGAUCUUCCAUGGAGUGUCAGGUAUUAAUGAACGCGAGGAUCAGUGUCCCUCUUUUUUCAACAUGGCAGAGGUGGAGGUGUUGAUAGAUUACCUAAAAGCCCUUAUUAACCAUCUUCACAAAAAUAAUAGAAAGGAAAUUAAACCAAAGGAAAUUGGCAUCAUUGCUCCGUACAGAAAACAAGUGGAGAAAAUCCAGAAUGCCCUUCUAACUGACAAAGAUCUCAAGAAGGAAAACCUGAAAAACGUAUUGGUUGGCUCAGUGGAGCAGUUUCAGGGUAGAGAGUACAACGUGAUUCUAAUGUCUACAGUGCGCAGCGCCCCAAAACUGACUUCGCAGAAUCAACGAUUCACUCUAGGCUUUGUUGAUAACGAGAAGAGGUUCAACGUGGCAAUGACCCGAGCACAAGCCUUACUGAUUGUGGUUGGAGACCCGAGAGUUUUGAAAACAGACGAAGUCUGGAACAAAUUUAUCCAUUACUGCUACAAAGAAGGGGGUUACCGAGGCAUUACUGUCUCUGAUGAAGAGGAAGAUACGCUGACUGUAAACUCGCCGUACCUCUGUGAAGAGUGAUUCAGCAACAGAUGGACCCAUGGUGAAGAUACCAACACACUCAUCUUUAGAUCCAGUGCUGAAUAUUAAAAAGCAAGAAUAAAAAACAAAAUAAGAAACUGA